This is a messenger RNA of Vicia villosa (hairy vetch), 4670 nucleotides long. RefSeq names its product kinesin-like protein KIN-12E. The transcript has 22 exons. Gene Ontology annotation, biological process: microtubule-based movement. The record is from RefSeq and is a predicted model, not a curated record. NCBI's taxonomy places the organism in Eukaryota, Viridiplantae, Streptophyta, Magnoliopsida, Fabales, Fabaceae. Gene Ontology annotation, molecular function: ATP binding; microtubule motor activity; microtubule binding. Bases 197 to 4573 code for a protein of 1458 amino acids.
CAACCCAAUCAUUCUCCACGGUCAGAUCACAGAAUCUUCUUCUCUCUCAUCUACUUCCCCAAACUUUCUUCUUCACCAUUCCUCAUUUCAAACUUCAUCUUUCAUUUCCCUCUUCGUUCAUUUCCCAAACCCUAAAAAAACUCCACUCAACUCAUUUCCACAUUUUUUUUCACCAAAAUCGUUCAUUCACAUCAAAAUGCCGUUUCUAUCAGAGGCCGCAAGUGCAAUCAAGACUAGAUUCGGGUUCCAUAAUCAUCCAUCGGAACAACUUUCGCUCACUCAGAACACUCCAGAUCUUUUCAAAUCAGCGGUUAAAGACAAUCUCAUUCAAAACUCUGUAGUUCGUAAUAUCACCGAUUGGGACGAUGAAAGCGUUGCUGGACAAAGUAGCGCUGCGGUUUCGCGGAUUCAAAGCUUUGAAUUGUGCGAAGAUCCUUCUUUCUGGAAAGAUCAUAAUGUGCAGGUUAUAAUUAGAAUGCGUCCGCUUAGCAAUAACGAGAUAUCCGUUCAAGGUAACAACAAGUGUGUUAGACAAGAGAGUUGUCAGACAAUUUCUUGGACUGGACCUCCGGAGGCACGGUUUACUUUUGAUCUGGUUGCAGAUGAGAACGUUAGCCAGGAGAACCUCUUUAAAGUAGCUGGUGUGCCAAUGGUAGAUAACUGCAUGGGAGGCUACAACAGCUGCAUGUUUGCUUAUGGUCAAACGGGAAGUGGGAAGACGCACACCAUGCUUGGUGACAUUGAAGGGGGAACUAGAAGACACAGUGUCAACUGUGGGAUGACACCAAGAAUUUUUGAGCACUUGUUUUCAAGAAUUCAGAAGGAAAAAGAGGUGCGUAGAGACGAGAAGUUAAAAUUCACAUGCAAAUGUUCUUUCUUGGAGAUAUACAAUGAACAGAUCCUUGAUCUGUUGGAUCCUUCAUCUAGCAAUCUGCAGAUAAGAGAAGACAGUAAGAAAGGUGUUUACGUGGAAAAUCUCAAGGAAAUGGAAGUUACUAAUGCUAGAGAUGUUAUACAAUUACUUGUUCAGGGUGCUGCAAACAGAAAGGUGGCUGCUACCAAUAUGAAUCGUGCUAGUAGCCGUUCUCAUAGUGUAUUUACUUGCAUCAUUGAGAGUCAAUGGGAUUCUCAAGGUGUUACUCACUUUCGAUUUGCUCGACUCAAUCUUGUUGAUUUGGCUGGUUCUGAGAGGCAGAAAAGUUCUGGCGCUGAGGGAGAACGCCUCAAGGAAGCUACUAAUAUCAACAAGUCUCUUUCAACUUUGGGGCUUGUGAUUAUGAACCUGGUAGGUAUAUCUAAUGGGAAGUCACACCAUGUUCCUUACCGCGAUUCAAAGCUCACAUUUUUACUUCAGGAUUCUCUCGGAGGGAAUUCAAAAACUAUCAUAAUUGCUAAUAUAAGUCCCUCCAUUUGCUGUUCGCUUGAGACAUUAAGCACGCUGAAGUUCGCACAACGUGCUAAAUUUAUUAGGAACAAUGCCAUUGUAAAUGAGGAUGCAUCGGGAGAUGUCAUUGCAAUGAGACUUCAAAUUCAACAACUCAAGAAAGAAGUGUCCCGUUUGCGAUCUCUUGGUGGUGGAGGAGAAAUUCAGGAUAAAGACACUUCAGUAAUGGGCUUUCCAGGCUCACCGGUAUCAUCCUUCAAGUGGGGGAACGCUCAAGGAUCAUUCAGUCCAUUAACUUCUGCUAAAAGGGUAUCUCAGAAUAAAGAUUAUGAAAUUGCCCUUGUUGGGGCCUUUAGGAGGGAAAAAGACAAAGAAAUAGCGUUGCAAGCCCUGAGAGAAGAAAAUGAAGCGGCCAAGAAGCUGGUCAAACAAAGGGAAGAUGAGAUACAAUGUCUAAAGAUGAGGCUCAAAUUUCGAGAAGCUGAAAGAAGAAGGUUAGAAGCAGUUGCCUCUGGGAAGAUCUCAGCUGAGACACACUUGCUGCUUGAAAAAGAGGAACAUUUGAAGGAAAUUGAGGUCCUGCAGGCCAAGGUGGACCGAAGUCAAGAUGUAACUAGAUUUGCUUUGGAAAAUUUGCAGCUCACAGAAGAAAUAAAAAGGUUGAAGACAUUUUAUGAGGAAGGUGAACGGGAAAUAAUGAAUGGACAAAUCAUGGUACUCCAAAACAAGUUGUUAGAAGCAUUGGAUUGGAAAUUAAUGCACGAGCCCGAUAUGAAAACAAAUGCUGACUCAAUGAUGGAGGACUUAAAUAGAGAUUGUGAUCUUAUUUCAAAACAGGAGUCUAGUCCAAAGUCACGUUGGCAGUCUUCUCUUCGAGAGGAAAAUGAGUUUCUUCGCAUCCAGGCUAUACAAAACCAUGCAGAAAUGGACACAAUUCUAAAGAAGUUAGAGGUUUGCCUUGGAGAGAAAGAAAAAUUGGAAAGGCAAGUUGAUGAUUUGAAAGCAAAAUUUGAACAAGAAAAAUCUCAUCUAAGUGAAACUACAACAGAAGGAAGGGAUCAAAUUGACCUUCCAUCAAUUAACAUCAAUGGCCAAAUGGAAUUGAAGACAAUGGUUGAUGCUAUUGCUGCUGCUAGUCAUAGAGAAGCAGAGGCUCAUGAGACAGCAAUUAUCUUGUCAAGGGAGAAUGAAGAUCUAAGGGUGAAGCUUAGAGCCAUGCUCGAGGACAACAGUAAACUAAUUGAGUUGUAUGAACAGGCUGCUGCUGAAAAUAACAGAAAUAUUACUAAAGGGGAGAAUUCUCAAGAAAUUGUAUCCAAAGUUACCAAUGAUUACCUUCUUGAAAAAAGAGAAGAGGAGGCUGCUUUGAAAAGAGUGAUUGAGGAUCUCCAACAUCAGCUCACAGAAAUCAAUGAAGAAAAAAGAGAAGUGGAGGCUGCUUUGAAAAGAGCGAUUGAGGACAACAGUAAAUUAAUUGAGUUGUACGAGCAGGCUGCUGCUGAAAAUAACAGAAAUAUUACUCAAGGGGAAAAUUCUCAAGAAAUUGUAUCCAAAGUUGGCAAUGAUUACCUUCUCGAAAAAAGAGAAGAGGAGGCUGCUUUGAAAAGAGUGAUUGAGGAUCUCCAACAUCAGCUCAUGGAAAUCAGCGAAGAAAAAAGAGAAGACGAGGCUGCUUUGAAAAGAGUGAUUGAGGAUCUCCAACAUCAGCUCACGGAAAUCAAUGAAGAAAAUGAAAAGUUGUUGAGUUUGUAUGAAAGAGCCAUGCAGGAGAAGGACGAUCUUAAAAGAACUCUCUCAUGUUCUGGACAUGAAAGAGUUGAAACCAAAGGAGAAGAAUUGGAUUGUGUGGAAAAGCUUGUUGAGGUUGACGAAGGGGAAAGAGACUCAAUAGUAGGGACUGCUUCAGAGGAAGUGCAUGAUAGAGGUGAUGGUAGAUAUGAUGACAAUCCUGCUACAUCUGGGUCUGAUAUAUGCCUUGAGUCAGAUGGACAUGAAGAAGAAAAGCUUUUAAAGGAGGAGAAUGAGGUUGACAUUCUGGUUAACACUGAAAAGGUCGCUGAGGUAUCAAAUUUCAAUGAGGCAAAGUUAUCAAUGGAAUUAAACUAUGCUAAAGAAAAGCUUGAAAGGGUUGACGAACAAAUUUUAGAUGCUGUUAGAACACUUGGCUAUGCUGAAAAAGAAAUUGUCCAGGUUGAUGAGCUCUCAAAAGAAAUUCAAGUGAUAGAACAUGAUAUUCAGGUCAAACGUCAGCAGUUUAAAUCCUCAAAUCUUGAACUUCACGAAGCACAUAAUAGAAGAGCUCUAACUGAUAAAAAGCUAUCUGCACUCAAAUAUUCAUUAUCAAACUUUAUAAAGCACGGGUCAUUUUCUUAUUUUGAGCAACGAGUAGCAAAGGCAAGAGCAACAUUGAACGACUUGGCAUCUCAUCUUGACCGAAAGAAAGGGGAGUUGGUUGCUCUUCAAGCUUCCAAACAGUUGCUGGAAAGUGAUAUAAAGAAGAACCAAGAAUCUGAAGCUGAGUUAACCAAGAAUAUUGCAUGCAUCAAAUCCAAACUGGAGGAAGAGAAUCGCAUGCGUGAAGAUGGAAAGGUUCUCUUUGCUAUUGAUAACACACAUAACAUAGAUUCCUCAGUGAAAAGUUGGCAAUUUAGUGGUAAAGCGUUUGAUUUACUCAAGCUAGAAGAAGAAAAGACUAAGCUGCAAGCAGAGAUGAAACUUUCUCAAGAAAAAAUAGGAGUUAUUAGAAAAGAACUGGGAAAUCUGAACAGGAAAGUAGCAAAGGUAGAGAGUCAGAUACAAGCAGUUGGGCUGGAAGUACAGCAAGGUUUGAGAACCACAGAGGAAAAAGAACGUUCACUUCAACGCGCGACGAAUGAAAAAGAAAUGUUCUUCGAGUUUAGAGAUAAUGGAAUGUUGGAAAUGGAGCACUUGAUCAUUGAUCUCCAUCAAUACGUGUUUGAAUAUGAUCUAAAGGAGGCUGAAACAAAGAUUCUAGGGGAAGAAUUGCAAAUGAAUUUUCUAAGAGCCGAAGAGUUGCAGACAGACAUGAUCAUAGCUGCAAACAGCAAUUUCUUAUCUUCCAAGUCUUGUGUAGGCACGUUUGAGAAGGUAGAGGAGCAAAUGAAAAAUCUAAGGACAUCUAUUCAGGAGACAAAAUUAUUGUUGGAAGGCAUUUCCCGUGCCACCUAAACUAUUUCUCUCUGUAACUUACUUUUACUUUUUCUCUCUGUAACUUGUUCUCCACUUCUUAAUUAAAGCAUGUUGCGUGUAACAUUCAUUAUGGAUA